UAGCAGCUUGGCUUCACUGGUUCCUCUCUGCAUCCUCCCCACCCUCCCAACAAUAUGCAUCUUGCCAGUUUGAUCAGUUCCUGCUCCCUCCUACUGCUUUUGGGGGCCCUGCCUGGAUGGGCAGCCAGUGAUGACCCCAUUGAGAAGGUCAUUGAAGGGAUCAACCGAGGGCUGAGCAAUGCAGAGAGAGAGGUGGGCAAGGCCCUGGAAGGCAUCAAUAAUGGCAUCACUCAAGCUGGAAGGGAAGUGGAGAAAGUUUUUAAUGGACUUAGCAACAUGGGGAGCCAGGCCGGCAAGGAGCUGGACAAGGACAUCCAGGGGCUCAACCACGGCUUGGACAAGGUAGCCCAUGGUACCAACAAUGGCGUCGGACAAGCAGGAAAGGAAGCAGAGAAGUUUAUCCAUGGGGUCAACAACGCUGCUGGACAGGUUGGGAAGGAGGCAGAUAAAGUGAUUCAGGGGGUCCAUCAUGGGGUCAACCAGGCGGGCAGUGAGGCAGGGAGGUUUGGCCAGGGGCUCCACCAUGCCGCUGGGCAGGCUGGAAAUGAGGCAGGGAGGUUUGGCCAGGGGGUUCAUCAUGGGAUUGGUGAGGCCUGGAAGGAAGCAGACAAGUUUGGCCAGGGGGUCCACCAUGCCGCAGGGCAGGCUGGGAAUGAGGCAGGGAGGUUUGGCCAGGGGGUCCACCAUGCCGCUGGACAGGCUGGGAAUGAGGCAGGGAGGUUUGGCCAGGGGCUCCACCAUGCCACUGGACAGGCUGGGAACGAGGCAGGGAGGUUUGGCCAGGGGCUCCACCAUGCCGCUGGGCAGGCUGGGAAUGAGGCAGGGAGGUUUGGCCAGGGGGUUCAUCAUGGGAUUGGUGAGGCCUGGAAGGAAACAGACAAGUUUGGCCAGGGGGCCCACCAUGCCGCUGGGCAGGCUGGGAAUGAGGCAGGGAGGUUUGGCCAGGGGGUCCACCAUGCCGCUGGGCAGGCUGGGAAUGAGGCAGGGAGGUUUGGCCAGGGGGUCCAUCAUGGGAUUGGUGAGGCCUGGAAGGAAGCAGACAAGUUUGGCCAGGGGGUCCACCAUGCUGCUGGGCAGGCUGGGAAGGAGGUAGAAAAGUUUGGCCAGGGGGUCCACCAUGGGAUUGGUGAGGCCUGGAAGGAGACUGAGAAGUUUGGCCAGGGGGUUCAUCAUGGGAUUGGUGAGGCCUGGAAGGAGACUGAGAAGUUUGGCCAGGGGGUCCACCAUGCUAUUGGGCAGGCUGGGAAAGGAGGAGACAAAAUAGUCCAAGGGGUCCAUCAUGGGGUUAACCAGGCUGGGAAGGAGGUGGGGUGGUUUGGGCAGGAUGCUCAUUAUGCCACAGGUCAGGCUGAAAAGGAGGGAGACAAAAUAGUCCAAGGUGUCCGUCCUGGGGUCAACCAGGCUGGGAAGGAGGUGGAUCAGUUUGGCCAUGGGGUCCACCAUGAGGUUAAUGAGGCCUGGAAGGAGGCAGAGAAGUUUGGUCAGGGGGUCCACCAUGCAGCAGGGCAGGCUGGGAAAGAGGGGGAAAAAGUGGUCCAAGGGGUCCACAAUGGAGUCAACCAGGCUGGGAAGGAGGUGGAACAGUUUGGCCAUGGGGUCCACCAUGAGGUUAAUGAGGCCUGGAAGGAGGCAGAGAAGUUUGGUCAGGGGGUCCACCAUGCAGCAGGGCAGGCUGGGAAAGAGGGGGAAAAAGUGGUCCAAGGGGUUCACAAUGGAGUCAACCAGGCUGGGAAGGAGGUGGAUCAGUUUGGCCAGGGAGUUCACCAUGCCGUUGAACAGACCGGAAAGGAGGCAGACAAAGUAGUCCACGGGGUCUACGAUGGGGUCAACCAGGCCGGGAAGGAGGCAGAGAAAUUUGGCCAAGGGGUCAACCACGCUGCUGGCCAGGCUGGAAAGGAAGCGGAGAAACUUGGCCAAGGUGUCCACCAUGCUGCUGGCCAGGCCGGGAAGGAGGUGGACAGGUUGCAGCAGAAUGCUCAUUAUGGGGUCAACCAAGACGGCAAGGAGGCCAACCAGCUGCUGAAUGGCGGUCACCCAGGCGGAUCCACCGGCCAUCACGGAGGGGGCGCAACCACAACAUUAACAUCUGGAGCUUCGGUCAACAAGCCCUUCAUCAACUUUCCAGCUCUAUGGAGGAGCGUCACCGACAUCAUUCCCUAAACUGAUGCACUGGCCUUGCUGAGCAGACUGGCUUUCCUGUUGGCAUAUCAGCUGAAAUGACUUGAAGGAGCUAGGGAUGGGGGGCGGGUAGAUUUCGGGCAUCCCUUGAGGGAACUGUACUGAGAUUUGUGAAUAAAUAUGACACAACAUACUCUCA
Molecule: messenger RNA, 2317 nt
Organism: Myotis myotis
Lineage: Eukaryota; Metazoa; Chordata; Mammalia; Chiroptera; Vespertilionidae
Gene: SBSN
Product: suprabasin
Exons: 4
Coding region: 55-2160 (701 amino acids)
Source: RefSeq, a predicted model, not a curated record